CCAAGCUCUGCCACAUCCUUCUCUUCAUUCAUCUUCAGAAUCAUUCCAAAAAGUUCAUACUUUACUAAAGUCAGAAUGCUCGUUGAUAAUAUCCGCGACAGAUACCAGGCUGCUGGUCACGAUCACCUCCUCACUUUCUGGUCAACCCUUCCAGACUCAGAGCGCGAAUCCCUCUCCCACCAACUCGAAAACCUUGACAUCGACCGCGUGAACAGGAUAUACAAGAAGGCUAUCGCUUCUGAGAAGGAAGCCGCCGACCCCGAGCCUAUUGAACCCCUUCCCGUUGGGGCGUGUGAAUCUGUAGUCAAUGAUCCUGCGAACGAGAAGAGAUGGUGUAGCGAGGGCCUCGAGGCCAUCGCACGUGGGGAGGUGGGUGUACUCCUCAUGGCGGGCGGUCAAGGUACCCGUCUGGGCAGUUCAGCGCCCAAGGGUUGCUACGACAUCGGCUUGCCUUCACACAAAAGCCUCUUCCAAUACCAGGCUGAGCGUAUCGCUCGCCUUCAAGUUGUUGCCGAAAAAGAAUGCAACAAAUCUGCAGGUUCAGUCGUCAUUCCGUGGUAUGUCAUGACCAGCGGCCCAACGCGUCGCGAAACCGAGGCAUACUUCGCGAAGAACAACUUCUUUGGGCUGAGUUCAAAGAACGUCGUUUUCUUCGAACAAGGCACUCUCCCUUGCUUGACUGCAGAGGGCAAAAUCAUGCUCGAGAGCACAUCACGUGUUGCAGUCGCCCCUGACGGCAAUGGCGGGCUAUAUGCCGCUACCCGCGCACCUCUAUCCAAGUCUAACAGUUCAACGGUUCUUUCUGACUUGACUGAUCGAGGAGUCCUUUACGUUCAUGCCUAUUGCGUCGACAACUGCCUUGUCAAAGUCGCUGACCCAGUCUUCCUCGGCUACUGCAUAUCCAAGCAAGCUGACUGUGCUGCCAAAGUAGUCCCGAAGACCUCGCCCUCAGAGAACAAGCCGAACUUCGUAACUCCAAGACUGGAGAGCUCGCUUUCAACGCCGCCAACAUCGCCAACCACUUCUACACGACGAGCUAUCUCAAAUCCUGUUGAAUCAUUCGAAGAUGACCUUGCAUUCCACAUCGCUCGCAAGAAGAUUCCCACAAUUGAUCUGGAGACUGGAAAAGCAGUCAAGCCGACCAAGCCUAACGGCAUGAAGCUCGAGCUGUUUGUGUUUGACGUCUUCCCCUUCACGAAGCGCUUUGCGGUGCUGGAAGUUGCACGUAAUGAAGAGUUCAGUCCGCUCAAAAACGCGCCUGGAACUGGUGCAGAUGACCCAGAGACUAGCCGCCGCGACCUGCUUUCGCAGCACAAGCGGUUCCUGGAGAGGGCUGGUGCCCAGGUUAAGGACGGUGUGGAGAUUGAACUCUCGCCACGCGUCAGCUACGCUGGCGAGGGCCUGGAGUUUGUGAAGGGCAAGACCUUCACCAAGUCAGGUUACGUUGAAAAUCCCGAGGAGCUCGACGCUCUUCUCUAG
This is a messenger RNA of Suillus paluster, 1479 nucleotides long. Its product is annotated as nucleotide-diphospho-sugar transferase. Lineage: Eukaryota; Fungi; Basidiomycota; Agaricomycetes; Boletales; Suillaceae. Gene Ontology annotation, molecular function: UDP-N-acetylglucosamine diphosphorylase activity. The transcript is spliced from 3 exons. Bases 76 to 1479 code for a protein of 467 amino acids. Gene Ontology annotation, biological process: UDP-N-acetylglucosamine biosynthetic process. The record is from RefSeq and is a predicted model, not a curated record.